Molecule: messenger RNA, 2436 nt
Organism: Lytechinus pictus (painted urchin)
Lineage: Eukaryota; Metazoa; Echinodermata; Echinoidea; Temnopleuroida; Toxopneustidae
Exons: 2
Coding region: 1-2436 (811 amino acids)
Biological process (GO): DNA integration
Molecular function (GO): nucleic acid binding
Source: RefSeq, a predicted model, not a curated record
AUGCGGCUUGCUCACGACUCCGCGCUGGCAGGACAUCUCAAGGCGAAGAAGACUACUGAACGGAUAAUGUCCCAGUUCUACUGGCCUGGAUUACAGUCGGACGUCAGACGGUACUGUGCGUCCUGUGACCCUUGUCAACGCACUACUCCUAAAGGAAAGGUCGGUAAAGUACCUUUAGUUAUGCCACCCCUGAUUGAUACAUGUUUCAGAAGAAUAGCAGUAGAUUUGGUAGGUCCCCUUCAACCUAUAACAGAUCGAGGCAAUCGCUACAUCCUAACGAUUGUUGAUUUAGCUACGCGAUAUCCUGAAGCUGUGGCGCUGCCGAGUAUUGAGGCAGAGAGGGUAGCUGAGGCUUUAAUGGAAGUCUUUUCUAGGUUAGGAAUUCCAAACGAAAUUCUUUCUGAUAAUGGUACCCAAUUUGUGUCAGGAGUAAUGAGGGAAGUGUCACGCUUACUUGGGGUUAAGCAGUUUCAAACAACUUCAUAUCACCCUAUGGCAAAUGGUGCCUGUGAAAGGUUCAACGGUACAUUGAAGCAAAUGCUUAGGAGAAUGUGCCAGGAAUGUCCUAGGGAUUGGGACAGGUAUUUACCAGCUCUCUUAUUUGCAUACCGCGAAGUUCCUCACGAGAGUUUAGGGUAUUCACCCUUCGAGCUAAUGUAUGGAAGGGCAGUUAGGGGUCCUCUAACGAUCUUGAAGGAAUUAUGGUCCGAAGAAAUAGCCGAAGGGGAUGUGAAAUCUACUUACCAAUAUGUUCUUGACUUACAGGACAGACUGGAGAUGACUUGUAAAGUGGCAAAGACUGAGCUUGAGAAGUCGUCGAGGAAAUACAAGAAGCAUUUCGAUGUGAAGGCUAGAGAGCGGAGAUUUGAGUGCGGCGAUCGGGUACUGUUACUGUUACUGUUACUCCCUACUAGUUCGAACAAGCUCUUGAUGCAGUGGAAGGGUCCGUAUGACGUAGUAAGCAAGGCUGCUCGCCACAACUAUGUGCUGCAGAUCGGCAAGAAGAGGAAGACCUUCCACGCUAACCUCAUGAAGCUGUAUGUAGAGAGAUUGCAGGAAGAGCAAGUCGACGACCUCGAGGAGAAUAUCGAUAACGUCGAGGAUGUUUACCAUGAUGUCAAGGAGGAUGACGACAAUAUCGAUAAGAAUGACCACGACGUUGAGGAAGAUGCCCAUCACGUAGGAGAUGAUGUACCUCUGGAAAUAGGUAAUGCAAUUCAAGUCAUUGUUGAUGACGACGAUAACGAGUAUGGUGAUGGUGUAUUAGGGCUUUCCUUCCCGUCAAUGGAGCAGACUGAAGGAGUUGAUGAUGUGAGGUUUGGUGAAGAAAUUGGUGAACUACAGCGAGCGAAAAUGGAGAAGCUUAUUCGAGAAUUCGCAGAUAUUAUGACAGAUGUACCUGGUCAGACGGACAUCAUCAGUCACAGCGUGAACCUGAGCACUCAAUCCUAUAUACGUUCGAGACCUUACCAAGUCCCACAAGCGCUUCGAGACACAAUCAAGGAAGAGGUCGACCUGAUGUUGAAGAUGGGAAUCAUCGAGAAGUCUACCUCUCCAUUCGCAUCACCCGUCGUCAUUGUACAGAAGAAGGACGGUAAGAAUCGUUUUUGUGUAGACUAUCGGAAGAUAAACGCCGUAACCGUGGUGGACAAUGAGCCCAUACCAAACAUGGAGGAGAUACUUGCAGAUGUAGGAGGGGCAAAGUUCUUUUCAAAGAUUGAUCUGUGCAAAGGAUAUUGGCAAAUAUCUGUUCAGGCAAAGGACAGGGAGAAAACUUCCUUUGUAACUCCGGAUGGCCAAUAUCAAUUCAGAGUCCUCCCGUUUGGCAUGGUUAAUGCCCCAGCUCUCUUCACGAGGAUGAUGAGAAUUCUACUUCACGGGAUACCACACGUCGUCAACUACAUAGACGAUAUCCUGAUCUACAGUUCUACGUGGAAUGAACAUGUCGAUGAUGUCAAGAGAGUACUUGCAGCACUUCGUGCCGCUAAUCUCACAGCAAGGCCAACCAAGUGCCACUUCGGUUGCACCACAAUCGAAUUCCUAGGACACAUGGUUGGUAAAGGUGAAGUCACACCUACUCAGGAAGGAGUCGACAAGAUACUCAAGGCGACGAGGCCGACGACUAAGAAGGAGGUAAGAGCUUUGAUAGGCCUAGCAAGUUAUUAUAGAAAGUUCAUUCCAAACAUGGCGGUAAUAGCUGCACCCUUGACAGACCUAACAAAGGACAAGGCAUCAAACAAGGUAAGUUGGGGUGAGGCACAAGAGACAGCCUUUCGGGUUCUGAAGGAACGUAUAGGCAAGUUUCCAAUUCUUCAUCUACCAGACUUCGCGAAGGAAUUUGUACUCCGUACGGAUGCUUCGGAUGUAGGUAUUGGUGCGGUAUUGUUGCAACCACAUGAAGAGGUGCUGUACCCAAUCCAGUUCGCAAGUCUCUAG